This is a messenger RNA of Branchiostoma floridae (Florida lancelet), 1838 nucleotides long. RefSeq lists its product as uncharacterized. Bases 114 to 1319 code for a protein of 401 amino acids. The transcript has 5 exons. The record is from RefSeq and is a predicted model, not a curated record. Lineage: Eukaryota; Metazoa; Chordata; Leptocardii; Amphioxiformes; Branchiostomatidae.
CAUGUUUUUUGAGUAUUUGAAUUGCUUUCUCAUAACGGCUUUGACUCAGACCACUUCAGUUGGUUGGCAUUUUCGUCCGUUUCAGUAUCACCUAUUCUUUUCGCUUAUCAAAUAUGGCAUCAGCUUUUUCAACCAGUGGAUUCUACCAGAGUAGAAACAUCAGAGGCAGGGUAUCAGCAGGGAGCGGCAACAACUCUCCAACUGGACAAGGACCACCCCAUCGCCGCCACGACUCGAGUCCGCUUGGGGACCUUCCACGGACAGAAGUUACAAAUGAGCAAAUCCUCAGAUCCAUCAUGAUCCUCAACCGCAAAGUGCAAGGACUCGCAGAGGCCAACAAAAAACAGGAGGAAGCUUUCCAGCAAGUGCAAGACGUGAUGGGGGCACAGAUCUGUGAACUGACGGAGGAGGUGCGGACUCUCCAAAAACGGCUUGGGGAGGAAGACGCUGCUCCACCGGCCAAGCGGCAAAAACGGGCCGGUUCUGUGCUUUUGUCGGAGAUGGUGAGGCGUCUUCACAAUUCUGACGAAAAUGAGAAGAAGUACAAGGGUGAAGAGAGACUGAAUGCGCCGCACAACGAGACGGUAACAAGCUUCCUCAUCAAAGAAAUCGCUGGCACUUCAGAGUACACUCCAAACGCGAUCCGAGCUGCCUGUGUUUCAUAUUAUGAGACAGUUCGUCGGCGGUAUUUGCUGAGCCGUCCAGAAAAUGCCCAGAAGUCUGCAAAACAGAAGAGAGAGAAGUGUCUGCGUUCGCGAAGAGGAAGGUUGCUGGACGCAAGAGCAGGUGUCAUCAGGACAGAGGAGGAGAAGGCGUUGUGGACUGGGGUGGCUGCUGACUUCAUGUCAGACGAGGAAGACGCCGAGGUCGACGGCAUCGCUGUGUGGCUCGUGAAACCGCCAUCAUUCCGUGCCCCAGCGUUAACGGACUUAUGUAACGCCUUGCAGACCAGACUAGAUGAAGACCCCAAGUACCGGGCCUCGCACACCCCCAGAAGAAAGGAGGAAGGAGUUUUCAGCACGAGAGAUCCUCCGACCAAGUACGACCCUGAAAAGGCCAGCCGACACCUUGCGGGUGCACCGCCAGCCGACGCCCGUCCUCCCCGGCGCCGUACCAGCACGCCGAUGUCAGACAUCACAAACCGCAACCCUACGACCACGCCCGCACCACCCAGCCGACCCAACCCAGCCACAAGCGUGCGCAGCCUGUCAUUCCAAGACAGUAUGGCCAUGGAGGGGUUCAACGAAGCUCGCGAAGUUCAACAGAACGAACUUGAUAGUUUUGACAUGUUUGAGGAUAGCAUGUUGACUGAACUCUAGAACUGUAGUGACAUGAAGAAAUUGUGACGUGAAGAAAAUAUGAUAAUGUCUGUACAAGAAUGUUUCGUUUGCAAACUUGAUUUUUCUGUUUUGAAUCCAUUAUCCAACAGUCUUCACCUGUAAGUUACAGUCAGUCAGAUCAAACAGACCUAGAGUAAAUCAUAGCUUUUGUCCAUAAAGAUAGACAAUGAGAUUAUUGCUAAAAUGUUCCAAACCUUGGCUAUUGUUAUACAAGGUGAGCUGUUUGUUUAGUAAGCGAGAUUCACACCUUCACAAAACCGGACCUUUCAAACAAAAGACCUACAUAGACAUUUGUAACAGAUGUCAUGUCUGCUUUCUAUGCAAAUGACAACGAUUGUACUCUGUUUCCUUUAGGUAAACAGAAUACUAGUACCCUUUUCUUCGACUGUUUUUAUAAGACAGUUUUUCUGUUUUUUUUUAAUAUAUUGAAUGAAGACCUUUAUUGUACAGUUUGCCCAACAAGUCAAAACAUAUAUACAUAUAAAAGUAUCACAAAUC